GGCAUGCCAGGCAGCAACAACGAUCUAAAUGUUUUAGAUGCGUCGCCGCUAAUUAGCGAGUACAUUGAUGAAAACGCUCCUCAGUUUUCGUACGAAGUUAAUGGGCACAGAUACGACUUUCUCUACUAUUUGGCCGAUGGUAUCUACCCUGACUGGCGCUGCUUCGUAAAAACAAUUUCGUCGCCAAUUAAUGUCCAGCAAAAACGCUAUUCGGCUGUUCAGGAAGCUCUGAGAAAAGAUGUCGAGCGCGCUUUCGGGGUGCUCCACGCUCGGUUUGCAAUCGUUGCUCGCCCAACCCACACUUGGUCUUUAGACAAGAUCAAGAGCACGUUAAAGUGCUGUGUUAUUCUACAUAACAUGAUCGUGGACGAU
Messenger RNA from Phytophthora sojae, 372 nucleotides. RefSeq lists its product as hypothetical. Lineage: Eukaryota; Oomycota; Peronosporomycetes; Peronosporales; Peronosporaceae. The annotation marks the transcript as partial. The transcript has a single exon. The record is from RefSeq and is a predicted model, not a curated record.